Messenger RNA from Numida meleagris (helmeted guineafowl), 7639 nucleotides. It is a transcript of the gene ITPK1, whose product is annotated as inositol-tetrakisphosphate 1-kinase. The coding region runs from base 249 to 1469 and encodes 406 amino acids. The transcript has 11 exons. Gene Ontology annotation, molecular function: inositol-3,4,5,6-tetrakisphosphate 1-kinase activity; inositol-1,3,4-trisphosphate 6-kinase activity; inositol-1,3,4-trisphosphate 5-kinase activity. Lineage: Eukaryota; Metazoa; Chordata; Aves; Galliformes; Numididae. Gene Ontology annotation, cellular component: cytoplasm. Gene Ontology annotation, biological process: inositol trisphosphate metabolic process. The record is from RefSeq and is a predicted model, not a curated record.
AGGAGGGGACGGGCCGGAGGAGGAGGAGGAAGCGGAGGCGGCCGCGGAUAGCGGGCAAAUGGGGAGCUGAGCGGCUGCAGCAGUACCGCGCAGCAGCAGGAGCAGCAGCAGCAACAGCAGGAGCAGCCGGCGGCGGGUCCGUGCUGGAGGGGCCGUUGCUCCGCAGACGCCGAGCGCCAACAGCAGUCGGGCUGCCCCGGGCCGAUCCGCCCCGCGAGCGGGCGCCCGCCGCCUCUCGGAGAGGCACCAUGCAGACCUUCCUCAAGGGGAAGCGGGUGGGCUACUGGCUGAGCGAGAAGAAGAUCAGGAAGCUCAAUUUCCAGGCCUUCGCCGAGCUGUGCCGGAAAAGAGGAGUAGAAGUAGUACAGCUUGACCUCACCAAACCCAUUGAAGACCAGGGCCCUUUGGAUGUGAUCAUACAUAAACUGACAGAUGUCAUCCUCGAAGCAGACCAGAAUGACAGCCAGUCACUGGAGUUGGUACAGAGGUUCCAGGAGUAUAUUGAUGCUCAUCCAGAAACCAUUAUCCUGGACCCUCUUCCAGCUAUUCGUACGCUUCUGGACCGAUCCAAGUCUUAUGAGCUCAUUCGACAAAUAGAGGGAUACAUGCAAGAUGAGAGGAUCUGUUCACCACCCUUUAUGGAGCUGACAAGUGCCUGUGGAGAAGAUACCUUGCAGCUUAUAGAGAAGAAUGGAUUGGCAUUCCCAUUCAUUUGUAAAACCAGAGUGGCCCAUGGAACCAACUCUCAUGAGAUGGCAAUCAUCUUUAACCAGGAGGGUCUGAAAGCUGUCCGCCCCCCUUGCGUCAUUCAGAGCUUCAUCAACCACAAUGCUGUGCUGUAUAAAGUGUUUGUAGUUGGGGAAUCCUACACAGUGGUGAAAAGACCAUCUCUGAAGAACUUCUCUGCUGGAAUCUCAGACAGAGAAUCGAUAUUUUUCAACAGCCACAAUGUCUCAAAGCCAGAAUCAUCAUCUGUCUUAACAGCGCUGGAUAAAAUCGAAGGAGUAUUUGAGCGGCCAGAUGAUGAUGUCAUCCAGGAAAUUUCUAAGGCUCUGCGGCAAGCCCUGGGAGUUUCCCUCUUUGGAAUCGAUAUUAUCAUUAACAAUCAGACCGGGCAGCAUGCAGUCAUUGAUAUAAAUGCAUUCCCAGGUUACGAGGGCGUUUCUGAGUUUUUCACAGAUCUCCUGAACCACAUAGCCACUGUCCUGCAGGGUCAGGCACCUGAGGUGACCCAGCUAAACUGCAGCAAGCUCCUGGCUGAGCAGACCGGCGGGAUCAUGGACGAGCGGAUAUGCUGUGCGAGCACGGGCUGUCUCAGCGUCAUGGGAAAAGACUCCUGGAUCGUGGAAAGCGAGACCAACAGCUCAGUAAAACUGCAACACCAGAGACUAGGCUGCAACUCAGCAGUGUCCCCCAGCUUCCAGCAGCACUGCGUCGCCACGUUGGCCACAAAAGCUUCCUCCCAGUAACUUGCCAAUGCCAUGGACUGAGGAAAAGCCGCAGGGAUACAAAUUGUGGUCCCAGAACCAGAUCAGGCUGUAAUAGUACAAUUGCAAAAAAAAAAAAAAAAAAAAAAAAAAAAAAAAAAAAAANAAAAAAAAGAAAAAACACAAUACAAAAAAAAAAAGCAGAAUAACAAUUAAAAAAACACCUUCCAUUUGAUUUAACCUGAUUUGCUGAUGAAGUGGUCUGAAAAGAGGAGGGUGAGAAAGUGAUUCAGAUGCAUUUCAUCAGAUUCCAAUUGCAAAUCUAUAGUGAGUUUACACACACACGCGUGGGAUUUAACACUAGACCUUUCAUUGUGGGAGGGUUGCUCUUUUGUUUCUAUUGUUCUUUGUAAUCACUGGUGACCAGCAUUUUAAAAUCGGACCUCAUGGUAUCAAGGAGAUAAUAAUGUUGAAAUGGAAUGUAUGAAUGUAACAGUGCUAGAGAUUUUUGCCUAAAAUACUCCCGUUCCUUUUGCCAGGUAGGCCAUUGCAAAAGAAAGCUCAGACAACUUCAGUAUCGCUAAACCAAAUCUCUUGCAGCGUUGUCAGGGUGUUGACAGGGAGCUUGCUGUGAGCCACAGCACUUUGAUGGGACCGAGCAUGCCGGUUGUUAAGGGCUCAGUACCUAGCAGCCGCCCCAGUUCCUGCUUCACAGCUUUACCCCAGGCCUCCUUGCUUUAGUCACCAGCAGCUUCUGGCUACGCUUACCAGCAGUGACGUGUGUCUGAUCUAAGCAGACUGGAGGCUGAAAAAGGAGUGCAGGUAUUUAAGUUGAGUGAUUUAGUUGAUGAAAUAACAUUCUUUCCAUCAUCUUCUAGAAGAGCAGCUCAUCUCUAAGCAAAGAGUUUAAUUCUCCCUACAUUACACUUGUGAGGAUUCUGGGACAGCUCUGCCAAAAGGCUGCCACCCAGAGCCACGCGUUCUCUUUACAGCAAUACACCUGGUCUGAGUGUAACACAGUUGCUGCCUUCUGCAGAUCCACAGUGCUGCACUUUUUUUUUUCUUAUAAGCAGAAUGAGUACCUUUGUGUGACAGUAGUUUGAGGCAGUUCUAUCUAGUGUACUGUGCUCCAGGCUGCCAGGUGAGGCUGUCAGAUGGGGCUGUGUGGUAAUUUACGGUGGUGCUUCAUACUAUUUGUAGGCGAUAGCACAGCCACAUUCUGUCUCUUGAGAUGUGCAGUAAACCUACAGCGUUCACCUGCUAUUGCAUCUUCUAGCAUGGCAGCAUCUUCUGCUGUUGAGCAUUCCUGCAGCUUUUGCCAAUUCCGAACACUAAACUGGAAGUACCCAACUCUAUCAGUGCUGAGAACGUGGACACUAUUUCAGUGGACUGGGUCUUCUCUUUCCCAUAUAAGCCCUAAAAUACAUUUAAGAGGGGUGGUGGUAAGAAAAUGUCCUAGCUUGCAGGUACGGUACUACUUUCUGUAGUGGGUAUUUGUAAAGCACCCAUCACUGCAGCAUUUAAUACCAGUUUGUUAGUAUCCUGUAUUAGAUCAGAAGGAAAUGCAAUACCACUCAGAAGGAAAUGAUCUAGAGUUUAAAGCGUGGGCAGACCACAGAGAGAGCAGUAAACUGUGUAGAAAGUGUCACCAUCCUAACCUGAUGGUACCGGUCCUGGAGGGGAAGGCAUUCUGAAGAGCAUUGUGUAGCAGUUAUUUUAUGCAAGCUCGUUUUUCUCUGGGAGAGAUUGGGUUUGUUCCCCAAGUGCCAUCGUAGGGAAAUUUCUGUGGCUGGGAUUGCAUUUCUGAGGACAGACUAUACACGAGAGGGGAGGACCUCGUGAAUGUGUUAUCUGUGGAAUUCCAGGGUGCACAUAAAUACAACCAACUUCCUAUUCUGUUGCAGACCAACCCCGAGCUGGGCUCUCUUCACAAUCCCUGUAUGCUUUGAGGCUGCUGAACCCCACAUUGAGUGCAGCUUGCAGGUCUGGGUCGUAGUGGUGUGAGUGAGUCAGAUGUACAUACGUGUGGGUUUAUACGAGUAUUCAUGAUAGACCAAACCUUUCAUAAAGCCGUGACUGAAAUAAAAUGGACAUCUACAGUUCGGAGUUUGUUUUUGUUUGUUGAAAAUAAAAAGUGUUUUUAUGUUACAUGUGUAACAAAAGAUACCCUCAGGAAGGAAUUUGCCAGUGCUUAUUUUUGUAUGGUACUUUCUUGCAACCAGGUGGUGGAGUGUUUGUAGACUUGCCUUUUUGCUCCCUUUAUUAUGGCUUGGGGUUGUUUUGUUUUGAUUUGUUUUGUUUUUAAUUUGGUGGUGGGGAAGAAGCAAUGAUGUUAAAACUGGGUUAGUAACACAAGACCUUUCAACCUAAGUAUGUUUACAUGAAUCUGAGUGUCAGAUCCAAUUGAAAUGUCUGUAUGCUGUUUCCUAGUUAGAACAUCAAAUGAGAAUUUUAUUUUCCUGGCUGCCUUCUGAAUUUUGGUUGGCCUAUUUUGCACUGCUUUGUUUCUCCAAAAUAAACUACUGAAAUAUAAUUGUGCAUUUUAAACUUGUUUACAAAUGAUUGUUAAAAGUUUAUUUUGUAAUUCUCUGAAGGCUUACAGAAAUGCUAUAUUUAAAUAUUACUCCAGACCUUGGCUGUAACUAGAGAAGUUUAGGUCAUAGGUGUGAUCAGUGACAUUUUUCCCAUAGUCUGUAAUUUAUUUCUUAUUUAUCAAAUGUAUCUGUAUCAUUUUAAUUUACCAGGUGCAGAUAUGCAAGUACCUGCUGUGAUGUGGCAUUACAAUAGAGUUUUCUCAUAAAUUACCAUGCAAUUGCUGUACUGCUAUAUUUCCUUGCAGAAAUUAUUGUUGUGGCUCGUAUAUUAGAAUGUUGCCCAGUCACAUGGGCAAAUCAGGAGACCAGCUUUUAAAAGCCAAAACCGUAAAUUACCAAGUGUCCAGACAUACAGCUACAUUACUGCAAAACAUUCGAGCACAUGUAUGUUAUUGAGCCUGUGCUAAAGUGCUUUUCUGAAUUGCUGCCUCAUUUGAUAAGUUUAGGAUAGCUUUGAUUUCUGAUAAGCUUCACAGUAAUUUAGUUCAUGUUCCGUAGUCUUUUCCAUUUUUUUUUUUAAGUAAGGAAAUGUAGUAAUAUUAGACCGUACCGUAAUACCCUUGCUCUUAAAAUUGCAGACAAUCUGAGGGAGAUUUUCCAUGACAUCUGUUUGAAUUCUGUUACUGUGGGCUAGAAAAGGUUCUGCUGUGUUUUCAGAGGCAUAGCUAUUGCUGCUGUGUUGACUGGAGCAGUUAAGUUAAAAUGAUGUGGUCACCAGUUAGCUUCUUACAGAUCUGCUUCUGUUCUGCUUCACUGUUACCAGCCCACAAGAGCACCGUUAGCGUGGCUGGAAUGUCUCCAGGUUUUCUGUCAGCAUGAGGGAGGAGAUUUGACUGUAAUUUCCACUGCAAUUAUGUAGUUGACUUCAGUAGAUGAAGAUCAUCCCCUGUUGAAGAGAACUUGAAUGGUAUUAUUAGCCUGUCAUGCAAAACCAUCACCAUCAUCCUCUCCCUCUAUCUGACAUUGCCAUAUUACGUUGGGUUCGCUGUGACUGUAUCGAGACAUUUGGGUCCCAUGGAAAACCCAGUGCAGAAGUGCAGCAUGACCACGCGUGCCGGCACUGACACACUUAGCCUGCGACUGUGCUGCCUUUGGUAACCACGUGUCUGGCUCUUCCAGACCUAUUCACACUAUUGGAAUGAGAAAUUUGCUUUGAGAUCCCCAUUUGGAACGUGUCAGUGUUUGUACAGAGGAGUCCACAACAGCUUUGUCAGGUGAGAACCAUCGGCUUCAUUUGCCGUCCUCAUAGACAGAUACAAACCAAGAGCCUCACCCCGGGGCCCCAGGAGAGGAGGGAAGUAAGGAGGAUUGCCCAAGCUGAGGGCUGAUGUUCCCCAGCCAGCUGUGGGCUGUGCCUGGUCAGGGAGCGAUUGCAUGGAGCAGUGCACGGAUCAGAGCGGCAGGGCACAGCCCAAGGGCAACAGUAUGCAGGUGACCAGAGGUGCUUGAAUUGACUGACCAAAAAAAAGAGCAAAACAAAAUAAAACGGAAACUCAUGUUUCCAUCCAACAAAAAGAAAUUCCAGGCUUAGCAGCUCUCAAGCUAAUGUGGGUUUCCCAAAGUCUUGGUGUGGCAGCAGUGACCAUGGGUCAGGCUUUUCCACACUCAUUUGCAGCCUUACCUUCCAGUGCGGUGCAGAAAAUCAUAGGUUUUGGUUUGUUAGCAGACAGAGUCUAUUUUGAGUUUGUAGCAGUCUCCCCAUGUGCACACUGCAGGAGUUCACUUGCAUUACUCCGCUAAUUUUCAUUUCCUCCCUCCUUCUGGUCAGAGAUGUAUUGAUUUUUGUAUUCAGUAUACAAUUACUUUAUGGUGUUUCAACUGUGUGUUUCUUAAUAGCAGGAUGUGAAAAUGCUUUGUGUAGAUUAAAAUAUUUCCUUUAAUAUAAUCUCCUCUCGCUUUCAUGUUUGACACACGCAUUGCUGAUUUUAUUUGUAAUACUGCUUUAAUACCUAUUUCAGAGGAAUGUAACCUCCAGAAAAGUACUUUCCACAUCUUCACUACCUUUCCUUUCCCUAUUCACUCUGUGUGGACCCGAGCCAUUGAAAGUUGAGCUUUUGACAGCGUGGGUUCCACGUCCUCUGUGGAUUCUGUCAUGUUUACAUGGCCACACUAUUUGCUAAAGUCUUUUGAAGUUUGAGAGGAUCGGGGUGCAGAUGAAGGUGUUAGAGUGAUCAUUCCUCAGCAACACAAGUACAACAGCAUCCGUAGCAAGCAAAGGCUCCAAGGUGUUUUUGCUGUGUGUACAGGGGACUGUUGGGGUCUGGUCCAUCCCUGCUGGCGGUGCAGUUUCCCUGUGGAAGAAAAAAGUCACUGUAAGAAAAUGUACUCUGUGAUGAAGAAGAGGGGUGAGAAGAGGUAGGUGGGGAUUGGGGAUAAAGUCCCGACCAGGGGACACUGUGAUACCAAUGGGCCAGGAGUUUGCUCCAUUAUUUUUUAUAGCAAUCUGGGGAGAUGUUUUUUCUCCUCCUUUCUCACCCCGAAUCCACUGGGGCUGAUGCCAGCAGUUGCCCAUGGGCCAUAAGUUCAGUAGACAGUGGCCUUGUCCAAUGUGCCUGGAGUUUUCAGAGGGCUCCUGAGUGUUAUGAAGCUCUGAUUGAUGGCUUGGAAGUCUCUUGAAACUCUAGAAAUAGCUGGAACAGUGAAUGGAGUUUGUGAAAUUCAGGUCUUCCUCUUCCAUCCUUUUUAAAGAAACCCACUUUUUAUUUCCUCCUUCAUUCUUUACACAGUAGUUUUCAGAUAUAAAUUAUUUUAACAUUUUUUGUGUGAAAAGUCAUAUAUACUUAUAUAAAGUUAUUAAAAGGUUGAGUAUAUGUUGAGUAUAAAAUAGUGACUUCUUUGUUUCAGAUGUUAGCAACCCCUAAGAAUGAGUUGUUUAUCCUCUUGUAAAGUCAGUGCUGUAAAAUAAAUGAAUAAAUAAAAGCUGUAUUAGAUGUAUCUUUUAUUAUUUAUUUCUCAUCAGUAUGUGACAUGGCUUGUGUAUACCUUUGUCAGAACCACAUACUAAAAUGCAGUCAUUCUUUAAAUCCAGUAACAGUAGUUCCUUGGGAUCCCAACAGUUCUGAGACAAGUGGCCCUUCACAUAUGGAUCAUGUUGGAUAUUCUCCUUCACUUGCCAGCUGUGCUCCCCACUUAAGCAUGGCUGAGGCCUGGGGUCCAUUCCUCAUCUGUGUCAGGUUUCACAAGUUCAUCAGUAUCUGUGUUCAGAUCCGGCUGUGCAGUGUUGCCAAGUGCGUCUUGUGAUUUGCUUCAGCCCUCUUCUCUAUGAUUUCUGAAACGUAAUUCCCAUUUUGUACUUAAAUUUGUCUAGAAUGAUUUUAAAAAACCUUAAAAAAUCAUGGUUUACUGUAAAAAAUAGAAGUAUUUGCUAUUUGGCAUCUUACUUCAGUUGCAUGACUGAUCAGAUCUGACAAUGGAGAUGGGUGCUGUCAUCUAACAGCAAUGGUUUCAAUGGUAAUAUAUUGUGUUUUUUUUCUGUUGCCAAGCACCUGCGAUGGACAAUGUUUUGGUUUCAACAGUAAAGCAAUAUGCAGUAGGUAUUGUGGCAUUCUCUCUGUACUUGUUUUGAAGACAGAACUGUCCCUUUCCAACACAUAAUGAAAAUAAAUGCCUUAUAACAAA